Argiope bruennichi is the source of this 2103-nucleotide messenger RNA. RefSeq names its product glucose dehydrogenase [FAD, quinone]-like. Gene Ontology annotation, molecular function: flavin adenine dinucleotide binding; oxidoreductase activity, acting on CH-OH group of donors. Lineage: Eukaryota; Metazoa; Arthropoda; Arachnida; Araneae; Araneidae. The record is from RefSeq and is a predicted model, not a curated record. Bases 121 to 1977 code for a protein of 618 amino acids. The transcript is spliced from 12 exons.
UAUGACUUAUGAAACAUGUGAUUUCCAAUAUGGUUCCAAUUCUCCUGAAACAUAAGCGAUUAUAAAGCAAACGGUACUAAUCCAUUGUAGCAGUUUGGUGUCAGAACUGGAGUAGAAGUCAUGGAGUGUGACCUGCAUAUUUCCAAUCCAGGGAUACUGGAUACUCUGAAUAUACCUUAUGAGAGGUCUUUUCCUACACCUUAUGCAAAUUCCCCACUUCUGCCAUUACUUAUUCUUUCUCUACUGAGGCAGCGUGUCGCCCCAAAAUUAUCACCAACUAUCCGAAGCGAGUAUGACUACAUUGUUGUGGGGUCCGGUGCUGGAGGUUCAACAGUGGCUGGUCGUCUAUCUGAAGUACCAAGCGUGAGCGUUCUGGUGGUGGAGGCUGGGUCAACUCCACCUGUUCUCUUCAAUAUACCGGGUAUCUGUAGAAGUUUCUCUGGCUCUGAAUUGGAUUGGAAGUAUCGGACUGUACCUCAGAAGCAUGCAGCCAGAGCUAGUGUUGACAGGGAAAUGUUUUGGCCAAGUGGUAAAACGCUUGGAGGAAGUAGUGUCAUCAGUGGCGGAAUCUAUGAAAGAAGUAAUUAUAAGAUUUACGAUGAGUGGGCAGCUCAAGGUGCAACAGGUUGGAGUGCUCGGGAAGUGUUUCCAUAUCUUCUGAAACUUGAAGAUAACCGGGAUCCCGAUUUCGUUGCAAACGGUUAUCAUGCUACUGGUGGUCCUGUAACUGCUGAAAGACCAGGAUAUGUAUCAGAAUUAAAAGGGCCAAUUUUAGAAGCUGCAAGCCAGUUUGGUUUACAUCCUAUUGAUACUAAUGCAGCUCAACAAACAGGUCUUAGUGAUUACCAAGGCAACUUCAAAGAUGGUCAGAAAUGUAAUACUGCAGAGGUUUAUCUGGUUCCAGCAGAAAACCGCACAAACUUGGAUAUUUUGGCUAAUGCUCACGUUACUAAGAUUCUAAUGAAUGGUCCCCAAGCUGUUGGAAUACAGGUUGACUAUGGUGGCUCUUCGUACACGAUCAGGGCUAAGCGUGAAGUCAUCGUGUCUGCUGGUACUGUCAACACUCCGAAACUCUUGAUGCUCUCUGGAAUUGGGCCUAAGGAACAUCUGCAGAGCUUAAAGAUUCCCGUCGUUGCAGACUUACCUGUGGGAAACAAUUUUCAGGAUCACAGUGCUACAAUACAUCCUUACCUGCUGGAUCCUUCUUACCAAACGGCUGAGCAAAAACUCACUAAUCUCGUAUAUAUUGAGGAAUACUUAACUAACAGAACAGGUCCCUUGUCUUCUAUCCAGUUUUAUUCAAGUAUAGCGUUCUUACCCACAGUCAAUGAUGAUCCAUCCGAGGAUUUGCCAAGUCAGCAGCUUAUAAUAUCGGAAUUCUCUUUCUCUAACAAGGGGCAGUUAAACCUAGAUCCAGAAGUUUAUGAGAAAUACUUUACGCCAUACGAGGGUCAACCAACAUUCAUAUGUAUCUCCACUGCUAUCCGACCUAGAAGUCGUGGUACUGUUCGAUUGAAUUCAACUAACCCUUAUGACAUGCCUCUCAUUGACCCCAACUAUCUCGCAGAUCCCAAAGAUGUCGAAGAUAUUGCUGACGGUUUGAAGGAUUGCCACAUAAUAGCGACUAGCGAACCUAUGAAAAGACUAGGAGCCAAGCCAUUCGACACCAAAUUUCCUGGAUGUGAACAAUUUCCACAGAAUGAGUACAGCUACUUUAAAUGCUUAGCGAAGUCUUUAAAUUUUGCAUUCCCCCACGGUGUCGGAACCUCUAAAAUGGGAGAUCCAAAUGAUCCCACAACAGUUGUGGAUCCUCAGUUAAGGGUUAAAGGAGUUAAAGGAUUGAGAGUGGUGGAUGCGUCCGUCAUGCCCAUCGUACCAAACGCAAAUCCUUACGUUACAGUUGUUAUGAUUGCUGAAAAGGCUGCAGAUAUGAUCAAAGAAACAAUAGAUUGUCCAACCUGCUCAGUGGAUUUUUAAAUCUCGUAAUUUUGAAUGACUUGAUGUCUUUCAGGCAGACAAUCAAUGACAAUGAAUUUACAACUCUUUUUAAAUAUGUUAAUUUAUUCAAUGUUAUUUAAAUAAAGGAUUGUAGUUUAUUUUCUU